UGCCUGAUUUCUUCAUGUUGCAUCUUCUUAGUUAUACUGUGGCAGUGCAGCAUUUGGCCAGCUGGUGAUUUGAGAAAGGACAGCAAAUUCCCUUGAAGAGAAAUGCGGCCAUUUGGUUUACUUUUGUUCAUAGCUCUGACCGUCGUCUUGGUGCCUGGAGCUGUGAGUUGGAGCAAGGAAGGUCACAUGAUAACAUGUCGAAUUGCACAGAAUCUGUUGAAGCCGGAGGCAGCACACGCCGUGAAACAACUGUUGCCGGAGAAUGUGAACGGCGACUUGUCAGCGCUAUGCGUCUGGCCGGACCAAAUCCGGCAUUGGUAUAAAUACAGGUGGACCAGCCCACUUCACUUCAUCGACACCCCUGACGAUGCCUGCACCUUCGAACACUCAAGGGACUGCGUUAAGGAUCGUUGUGUGGCCGGUGCCAUUCAGAACUUCACAUCUCAGCUCUCACACUACAAAGAAGGCAGCACGGACCGACGAUACAACUUGACCGAAGCGUUGCUCUUCUUGUCGCACUUCAUGGGCGACAUCCACCAGCCGCUGCACGUUGGCUUCACUUCUGAUGAAGGCGGCAACACCAUCGACCUGCGCUGGUUCCGCCAUAAAUCCAAUCUUCACCAUGUAUGGGAUAGGGAGAUCAUCCUUCAAGCUCUCAAGGAUUACUACGACAAAGACGUCGACCUCCUCCAGCAAGCAAUCGAAGGAAACUUCACUGACGGUUUAUGGCAUGAUGAUCUGCUGUCGUGGAGAGAUUGCGACGAUCUUUUGGAAUGUCCCAACAAAUAUGCAGUGGAGAGCAUAACCAUAGCUUGCAAAUGGGGAUACAAAGGCGUCAAGGAAGGUCAAACUCUAUCAGAUGAGUACUUCGAGUCCAGAAUGCCGAUCGUGAUGAGACGCAUCGCUCAAGGCGGAGUUCGGUUGGCUAUGUAUCUGAAUGCCCUUUUUGCGGACCCUGACAACGAGCAAGCAGCUGCUAUCUUCGCUUCCCCGACAUAAAGAAGAAGAAUAGUAUUCGCAUGAAAAAAUGACUUAAUCUAACAACCUUUAAGAAGUGAAAGAAGUGACAGUUGCCUUAGGGGAACAAAAGUGCACUGUAGACUGUAGUGAUGAAAUAAUACUGUAUGUAUAUAAGCGGGAAAACAGAAAACGCCUACCCGCCCAUUAAAAAAAACACCUACUCUACCCAUGUAAAUUUGCGUACAUCUGGACCAUUAAAUUAGAUUAAGAUAAUUUUAAACCAAGGAAAUAAAAAAAUAUUAAAAAGUAAAUAAUGGGCACCGGCAACGCCAGUUAUUAGUUUACCCGUUAGCUUCCGUUGAUUUCUUUUCUUUCCACGUCUGGGUUCCUGCUUCGAUUCUAACCUUUGCAAGUUUGCAUGGUUUUUCUUUUUUCCAUUUUUAUCCUUAAUGGUUUUGAGUGUUUGAUUUUAUUAUAAGUAUUACUUAAUACUUCUGUAAUAAUUUAAUAAAUAAUAUAGUGUUGAUUUUCAUUACAUAAUACUUCCAUUAUAAUAUGUUAUUUAUUGAAUUGUUAAUGUUUUGGGUGUUUUUCAAAGUUCUAGGUACUAAAAGGUAAUUAAAAGUACUAAGAAAAAAAAACUAGAUUGGAAGGAAAACCGUACCGAGACACUAUUCAUAGCCUUAAGUGAAUUUCUUCCGGGCCAAUUUUUGGCAGACUCCAAAGGGGUACCAUCACAGAUUUCGGGUGAUUUUUCCGAAAUGCCAUUUUCUUGCGAUUUUGAAGGCUAGAGACCGCGGAUUCGACCCGAGGAUGUUCUCCACCGAUGAUGAAGUCUAUUGAUCCUAUUCUCCACCUAUGCUAAAGCUCGUUAGGCACCGGUUUGGGCGGAUUAAUUUUCGGAUGGCAUUUUCGUAAUUUUUUGGGCGAUUUUUUUCGAAAGGCCAUUUUCCUAUGAUUUUGAAGGCUACAGAUCACGGAUUCGGCCUGAGGCUAUUCUUCACCGAUGAUUAAGUCCAUCAAGCACCGAUUUGGGCGAAUUUCUUCCGGGCCAAUUUUUGGCAGACUCCAAAGGGGUACCAUCACAGAUUUCGGGUGAUUUUUCCGAAAUGCCAUUUUCUUGCGAUUUUGAAGGCUAGAGACCGCGGAUUUGACCCGAGGCUGUUCUCCACCGAUGAUGAAGUCUAUUGAUCCUAUUCUCCACCUAUGCUAAAGCUCGUUAGGCACCGGUUUGGGCGGAUUAAUUUUCGGAUGGCAUUUUCGUAAUUUUUUGGGCGAUUUUUUUCGAAAGGCCAUUUUCCUAGGAUUUUGAAGGCUACAUAUCACGGAUUCGGCCUGAGGCUAUUCUUCACCGAUGAUUAAGUCCAUCAAGCACCGAUUUGGGCGAAUUUCUUCCGGGCCAAUUUUUGGCAGACUCCAAAGGGGUACCAUCACAGAUUUCGGGUGAUUUUUCCGAAAUGCCAUUUUCUUGCGAUUUUGAAGGCUAGAGACCGCGGAUUCGACCCGAGGCUGUUCUCCACCGAUGAUGAAGUCUAUUGAUCUUAUUCUCCACCUAUGCUAAAGCUCGUUAGGCACCGGUUUGGGCGGAUUAAUUUUCGGAUGGCAUUUUCGUAAUUUUUUGGGCGAUUUUUUUCGAAAGGCCAUUUUCCUAGGAUUUUGAAGGCUACAUAUCACGGAUUCGGCCUGAGGCUAUUCUUCACCGAUGAUUAAGUCCAUCAAGCACCGAUUUGGGCGAAUUUCUUCCGGGCCAAUUUUUGGCAGACUCCAAAGGGGUACCAUCACAGAUUUCGGGUGAUUUUUCCGAAAUGCCAUUUUCUUGCGAUUUUGAAGGCUAGAGACCGCGGAUUCGACCCGAGGCUGUUCUCCACCGAUGAUGAAGUCUAUUGAUCUUAUUCUCCACCUAUGCUAAAGCUCGUUAGGCACCGGUUUGGGCGGAUUAAUUUUCGGAUGGCAUUUUCGUAAUUUUUUGGGCGAUUUUUUUCGAAAGGCCAUUUUCCUAGGAUUUUGAAGGCUACAGAUCACGGAUUCGGCCUGAGGCUAUUCUUCACCGAUGAUUAAGUCCAUCAAGCACCGAUUUGGGCGAAUUUCUUCCGGGCCAAUUUUUGGCAGACUCCAAAGGGGUACCAUCACAGAUUUCGGGUGAUUUUUCCGAAAUGCCAUUUUCUUGCGAUUUUGUAGACUAGAGACUGCGGAUUCGACCCGAGGUUGUUCUCCACCGAUGAUGAAGUCUAUUGAUCCUAUUCUCCACCUAUGCUAAAGAUCGUUAGGCACCGGUUUGGGCGGAUUAAUUUUCGGAUGGCAUUUUCGUAAUUUUUUGGGCGAUUUUUUUCGAAAGGCCAUUUUCCUAGGAUUUUGAAGGCUACAGAUCACGUAUUCAGCCUGAGGCUAUUCUUCACCGAUGAUUAAGUCCAUCAAGCACAGAUUUGGGCGAAUUUCUUCCGGGCCAAUUUUUGGCAGACUCCAAAGGGGUACCAUCACAGAUUUCGGGUGAUUUUUCCGAAAUGUUAUUUUCUUGCGAUUUUGAAGGCUAGAGACCGCGGAUUCGGCCCAAGGCUGUUCUCCACCGAUGAUUAAGUCCAUCAAGCACCGAUUUGGGUAAUUUCUUCCGGGCCAAUUUUUGGCAGACUCCAAAGGGGUACCAUCACAGAUUUCGGGUGAUUUUGCCGAAAUGCCAUUUUCUUUUGAUUUUGAAGGCUAGAGACCGCGGAUUCGGCCCGAGGCUGUUCUCCACUGAUGAUGAAGUCUAUUGAUUUUAUUCUCCACCUAUGCUUAAGCUCGUUAGGCACCGGUUUGGGCGGAUUAAUUUUCGGAUGGCAUUUUCGUAAUUUUUUGGGCGAUUUUUUUUGAAAGGCCAUUUUCCUUGGAUUUUGAAGGCUACAGAUCACGGAUUCGGCCCGAGGCUAUUCUUCACCGAUGAUUAAGUCCAUCAAGCACCGAUUUGGGCGAAUUUCUGCCGGGCCAAUUUUUGGCAGACUCCAAAGGGGUACCAUCACAGAUUUCGGGUGAUUUUUCCGAAAUGCCAUUUUCUUGCGAUUUUGAAUGCUAGAGACCGCGGAUUCGAACCGAGGCUGUUCUCCACCGAUGAUGAAGUCUAUUGAUCCUAUUCUCCACCUAUGCUAUAGCUCGUUAGGCACUGGUUUGGGCGGAUUAAUUUUCUGAUGGCAUUUUCGUAAUUUUUUGGGCGAUUUUUUUCGAAAGGCCAUUUUCCUAGGAUUUUGAAGGCUCAGGAUCACGGAUUCGGCCUGAGGCUAUUCUUCACCGAUGAUUAAGUCUAUCAAGCACCGAUUUGGGCGAAUUUCUUCCGGGCCAAUUUUUGGCAGACUCCAAAGGGGUACCAUCACAGAUUUCGGGUGAUUUUUCCGAAAUGCCAUUUUCUUGCGAUUUUGAAGGCUAGAGACCGCGGAUUCGACCCGAGGUUGUUCUCCACCGAUGAUGAAGUCUAUUGAUCCUAUUCUCCACCUAUGCUAAAGCUCGUUAGGCACCGGUUUGGGCGGAUUAAUUUUCGGAUGGCAUUUUCGUAAUUUUUUUGGCGAUUUUUUUCGAUAGGCCAUUUUCCUAGGAUUUUGAAGGCUACAGAUCACGGAUUCAGCCUGAGGCUAUUCUUCACUGAUGAUUAAGUCCAUCAAGCACAGAUUUGGGCGAAUUUCUUCCGGGCCAAUUUUUGGCAGACUCCAAAGGGGUACCAUCACAGAUUUCGGGUGAUUUUUCCGAAAUGCUAUUUUCUUGCGAUUUUGAAGGCUAGAGACCGCGGAUUCGGCCCGAGGCUGUUCUCCACCGAUGAUUAAGUCCAUCAAGCACCGAUUUGGGUAAUUUCUUCCGGGCCAAUUUUUGGCAGACUCCAAAGGGGUACCAUCACAGAUUUCGGGUGAUUUUGCCGAAAUGCCAUUUUCUUUUGAUUUUGAAGGCUAGAGACCGCUGAUUCGGCCCGAGGCUGUUCUCCACUGAUGAUGAAGUCUAUUGAUUUUAUUCUCCACCUAUGCUUAAGCUCGUUAGGCACCGGUUUGGGCGGAUUAAUUUUCGGAUGGCAUUUUCGUAAUUUUUUGGGCGAUUUUUUUCGAAAGGCCAUUUUCCUUGGAUUUUGAAGGCUACAGAUCACGGAUUCGGUCUGAGGCUAUUCUUCACCGAUGAUUAAGUCCAUCAAGCACCGAUUUGGGCGAAUUUCUUUCGGGCCAAUUUUUGACAGACUCCAAAGGGGUACAAUCACAGAUUUCGGGUGAUUUUUCCGAAAUGCCUUUUUCUUGCGAUUUUGAAGGCUAGUGACCGCGGAUUCGGCCAGAGGCUGUUCUCCACCGAUGAUGAAGUCUAUUGAUCCUAUUCUCCACCGAUGCUUAAGCCUGUUAGGCACCGGUUUGGGCGGAUUAAUUUUCGGAUGGCAUUUUUGUAAUUUUUUUGGCGAUUUUUUUUUCGAAAGGCCAUUUUCCUUGCAUUUUGAAGGCUACAGAUCACGGAUUCGGUCUGAGGCUAUUCUUCACCGAUGAUUAAUUCCAUCAUGCACCGUUUUGGGCGAAUUUCUUCCGGGCCAAUUUUUGGCAGACUCCAAAGGGGUACCAUCACAGAUUUCGGGUGAUUUUUUCGAAAUGCCGUUUUCUUGCGAUUUUGAAGGCUAGAGACCGCGGAUUCGGCCAGAGGCUGUACUCCACUUAUGAUGAAGUCUAUUGAUCGUAUUCUCCACCGAUGCUUAAGCCCGUUAGGCACCGGUUUGAGCGGAUUAAUUUUCGGAUGGCAUUUUUGUAAUUUUUUGGCGAUUUUUUUCGUAAGGCCAUUUUCCUUCGAUUUUGGAGGCUAUAGAUCACGGAUUUGGCCUGAGGCUAUUCUUCACCGAUGAUUAAGUCCAUCAAGCACCGUAUUGGGCGAAUUUCUUCCGGGCCCAUUUUUGGCAGAUUCCAAAGGGUUACCAUAAAAGUUUUCGGGUGAUCUUUCCGAAAUGUCAUUUUCUUCCGAUCUUGAAGGCUACAGACUACGGAUUCGGCCCGAUGUUGUUCUUCACCAUUGAUAAAGUCUAUUGGUCCUA
This is a messenger RNA of Linum trigynum, 5971 nucleotides long. NCBI's taxonomy places the organism in Eukaryota, Viridiplantae, Streptophyta, Magnoliopsida, Malpighiales, Linaceae. The record is from the annotation of a GenBank genome assembly.